AAGGGGGUCGGAUUGAAAACAGAUCAGCAGCCCUGAUGAUCGCAGCACGGCCGCAUGUCUGCACAAGAAGCUCUUUUUAAGUCAACUUCAACCUUCAACCUUCAACCUCAAAGCUUUGAUCAAACUUCCUCGACUGGCAGCAGAAAGACGCGCCAAACAAGCCAAGCAAAGCGCGCAACUUUGUGGUGGAGAAGAUGGACGAUAAAAACGAGUUGGACGCCACUUUUUCUACUCUGCGUUAAGGAUAGCUGCAAACUUGUCGUCCAAACUUUUCCCCAACUUUGUACAUGGAGGUUGGCGUCAAGCUGAGAGACGCUCGUUUGCUUGCUGUGGCGGUACCGACCCAAUCCUGAAGGAAUCCUGCAACAGCCAAAAGUUGACACAAAAAGAGCGAGUGGGACGUCUUCAGCGUCGAGGUGAAAAGACCCUGCGGUGGAGCUGUUGAAGAUUAAAUGAGCAGCAUGGAGACUUCAGCUGCGACUGCCACUGAGAAGAAGGAGUCCAAGGGUCCUGGUUUAGAUGGAAGCAGCUUCUCAGAACUCCCAAAGAAGCCUUCACCCACCUCCAGAGGUGUUCAUCAUAUCUUCCCUACAUUUCACACACCUAUCCCAAUCGACAUGAGACACCACGAAGGGCGGUACCAUUAUGAGCCCCACCCGCUCCACACCAUGCAUGGAGCUACGGGACUUACAGGCAGUCCAGUUAUCUCAGAUAUCUCCUUGAUUCGUUUAUCACCCCAUGCACCGACUGGGCCGGGCGAGUCACCGUUCAGCCCUCCACAUCCAUACGUCAGCCCCCACAUGGAGCACUACCUACGCUCGGUGCACGGCAGCCCCACGCUCUCCAUGAUCUCUGCAGCACGAGGACUGAGCCCGGCCGAAGCAGUCACCCAUGAACACUUAAAAGACCGAUCCCUGUUCAGUCUCCCGCCACCACCACCUGGCGCCAACCCCACAGAAUACUACCAUCUGAUGGCCAGUGCCGGACAACGCAGUCCGUAUGGCGACCUUUUGAUGCAGAGCGGUGCAGCGGGUGCAGCGGCUGCAGCAGCAGCGGCAGCGGCGGCAGCAGCAGCGGCUCACCUACCAGAUUACAUCAGUCCUGUGGAUGUUUCACGGUUCUCCAGCCCACGGCUAACACCCCGACUGAGCAGGAAGAGGGCACUGUCCAUCUCUCCACUGUCAGAUGCGAGCAUUGACCUGCAGACGAUGAUCCGCACCUCACCCAACUCCCUGGUCGCUUACAUCAACAACUCCCGUUCCAGCUCGGCUGCCAGCAGCUCUUAUGGACACCUGUCGGUUGGAGGGAUCAGCCCCUCAUUCAGCUUCCCUCAUCCCAUUAAUCCGGUGGCGUAUCAGCAGUUGUUGUCCCAGCAGAGGGGUCUGAAUGCGUUCGGACACACUCCUCCGCUCAUUCAGCCGUCCCCGUCCUCGUUCUCGGCCCGCCAACAUCCCCUGGCCACGCCCCCGAUGCCCACCACCCACAACAGCACCAACACGGAAGCGAACCAGAACGCUAGUGGAGAUCCAGCAGUGAGCAGCACAGUCAACCCACUAAACUCAAAGAGGACAAAGGUUAAGCUGGAAGCGGAAGGCCCUCUGCCCAUCUCACCAACCUCUCAGGACCAGAGUGGAGGGAUGUUGGAUUUGAGUGAGGAUCUGGAUAAAGACGAGUGCAAACAGGAGCCUGAGGCCAUAUAUGAGACCAACUGCCAUUGGGAGGGUUGCACCAAGGAGUAUGACACCCAGGACCAGCUUGUCCAUCACAUCAACAAUGACCAUAUCCACGGUGAGAAGAAGGAGUUUGUGUGCCGCUGGGAGGAGUGUUCACGCGAGCAGAAGCCCUUCAAGGCCCAGUACAUGCUGGUGGUCCACAUGAGGAGACACACAGGCGAGAAACCACAUAAAUGCACAUUUGAGGGCUGUUCAAAAGCAUACUCUCGUCUUGAGAACCUCAAGACCCACCUUAGGUCCCACACUGGCGAGAAGCCCUAUGUGUGUGAACAUGAAGGCUGCAAUAAGGCGUUCUCCAAUGCUUCAGACCGGGCCAAGCACCAGAACCGCACACAUUCUAAUGAGAAACCAUAUGUAUGUAAAAUCCCUGGUUGCACCAAGCGCUACACAGACCCAAGCUCUCUCAGGAAACAUGUUAAGACCGUUCAUGGACCUGAAGCUCACAUCACCAAGAAACAGCGAAGCGAUGCUCCUCCAAGACUUCCGCCGCCUAAAGACAAUGGAGAGAAUGAUUUCCAUUCCAAGAAUGACACAGGAAGUGUGAAUGACACGAGCGACGCCAAAGGCACCUCUAGAAGCAUGGAAGACUGCCUAAAAGUCCAAUCAAUCAAGACUGAGAAUUCUAUAAUGUAUCAGUCCAGCCCUGGUGGUCACUCGUCAUGUAGCAGUCAGCCGUCACCUCUCAGUAGCAGCAACAACAACGACAGUGGGGUAGAGAUGGCUAUGCACAGUGGGGGCAGCUUCGGAGACCUCAGUGCGCAAGACGAGUGCCCCAUGGUUGACUCCACCGUUCCUACCGGGGGCCAGCAGGCUGGGUUUGGGCUCCAGUUAAGGAAAGCAGUGGGUCAUAGUGGCAUUAAAAUGGAGACGAUCAAGAGAGAAAGACUGAAGACAUUGAGAGACCCUUGCCCAUGGGUCAGCUCAGCACCACAACUGCCACAGGGCCAUUGCAACAGCACAAAGCUGCCCCCCAUACCUGUGGUUGGUUCCCUGAUGGAGCACUCUAACCUGACAAGUAAUCUGAGCAAUUCACACCCUGGCCAACGCUCGGGAGAACAGUCUUUGUGUGAAGUGACUCUGCUGAACCAGCUGAAUGAUCGCCGCAACAGCACCACCAGCACCCUCAGCUCAGCCUAUACCAUGAGUCGGCGCUCCUCUGGCAUUUCACCCUGCUAUUCCAGCCGUCGCUCCAGCGAGGCGUCACAAUUUGGGGCUAACCGUCACAACAAUAUCAGUUCAGCUGACUCCUAUGACCCGAUUUCUACUGAUUUGUCCCGCCGCUCCAGUGAGGCUAGCCAGUGUGGAGGUGGUGGUGUCGGUGGAGUAGGAGGUGGAAAUCUCCCAAGCCUUCUCAGUCUCACCCCAGCUCAGCAUUAUCGGCUAAAGGCAAAAUAUGCCGCUGCCAUUGGUGGCGCUCCACCGACGCCUCUACCUAAUAUGGAACGAAUGAGCCUUAGGACCCGCAUGACACUCUAUGGUGACUCUCAGGAAUGUCCACUGCACCAGUACCACCAGCCUCCCUCUGGAACUGUUCCCCGGCGAUGCAGUGAUAUUGGAUAUGGCAACCAUAGCAUGAUGCCCCAUGAGGUACCUGCCAACCUUCCACGCCGAGCCAGUGACCCAGUGUGUCGUCCCACCGUUGACCCUCUGGCCUUUCCGGCCGUCCAGCGGUAUAACAGUAUGAACAGCAUGAAUAGUUCCUCAGAACGUCACCAAGCAUUGGCUAUGCAGGGUUACACUCGCUCGGAUGGCAACCUGCAACGCUACCCAUUUGCGCCCAGACCCCCAAGCAUUUCAGAAAAUGUAGUUAUGGAGAACAUGACAGUAGAUGGGAUGGUGACUGGGGGCGAACAGGGUGUGGAGGACGAUAUAGUUCUUCCUGACGACAUGGUGCAAUACCUGAGGUCCCAAAACCCUGCAACUCAAGGUCACAACUUGGGGCAAGGGAACUACAAAUUCAAUAACCAGUCUCAGGGUUAUCAGAUAGGCAUUGUCCCACCAGCAUCAGUUUAUUCCCAGAGAAGGGUGGCCAUGACUGAGCCCUCAAUGACGCAGUCUGGUCAGGAUAUGGAUCACAGUGGCUCCCAACAGCUCCUUUCAGCAUCACCACACGUAAAUAAGAAUAAUAUGCCAGUGCAGUGGAAUGAAGUGAGUUCAGGGACAGUGGACACUGUAACCAGGCUCUCUAAACAACAGCAACACCCUGUCAGGGGAAACCUAGCCCUUGUUCCACAGAGGCACAAUUUUAGUUCCUUCCAGGCACAAGGUCAGAACCUUGGCAGCAACCAGCAGGUAGUGCCAAUGAGCCAGAACAUGUUUAUGCAGGGCUAUGCAAACCACAGCAGCAGGAGGUUGAAUAAUCCACAGCAAAGGCAGUGCAACAAUUCGAACUUGAGUGAAGAAAGUACCCUACAAGGAUUCUGUCAAGAUUCAAUGAGCAAUAACGUGAGACCCUCUCGAAAUGCUGUGGUGGCUCAGGAACUGCAAAGUUACAGAGGAAGAACACAGCCUGUUGUGUAUUCUAACGUGAACCACGUGGCUCAGCAGCAACAGCAGCAUAUUGGGUCUCAACAGAACAAUAUCCAUAAUGGCAACAUAGGAAUAUUACAACCAAGACCUCCAUUAGACCCCAAACAUAAUGGCAGACAGCAUACUGGGUCUGGCAUGCCUCAGUUGAACCGAGUGCCCAGGUUAGUUGAUGUGAGCCCCAGCCUGCGUAAUGACACCUCAGAGGCAAGUCCAAAAAGGCCCAGUGGGUCGGGAACCCAACAAAACAACUCUGCAGUGAAUCCCAACUCUGCUGUAUUCUACACCAGACAGAUUCAUAUGUUUGAGCAAACUCCUGCCACUUUGGAUGCUCCAGUGUCCCCCAGUGUAAACCCGACUCCUGCCAAUCACAAUCUAGCAGCAAGCAACAUGGCCUCACCAGGGGUCAAUCAGGUCUCCAGCAGUACCGUGGAUUCUUCCACAGGUGGAAUUGGUUGUACAGAACACACCCAAAUAGAUUUUGACUCCAUGUUAGAUGAUGGGGAUCACUCCAGCCUGAUGUCAGGCACUUUGAGUCCCGGUCUUCUGCAGAGCCUCUCCCAGAAUUCAUCUCGUCUCACCACCCCUCGCAACUCUGUUACCCUUGCAUCUGUACCGGCAGGGAUUGGCAACAUGGCCAUUGGUGAUAUGAGCUCGAUGCUAACAGCCUUGGCUGAAGAAAGUAAGUUCCUCAACAUGAUGAGUUAAACAUAAAUUGAGCAAAAACAGCUUGAGCCAUUCGCCCUCAACAAUUGAUACAUCGGGAAUAUAUGGACAUGAAAAAGCACUGAAUGGACAGUAACAAAGUGGCCAUUUUUGGUUGGGUUUUUUUGUCAUUGUCUGAUGGAUUGUCUAAUUGUCUUGUGAUAUUUGCAUCAGACAUAAAAGUGUAUAGGAUACUCUAAGAGUUCGUAGAUAGAAGUAAGGACUGAUCCCCUGCUGAUUUUAAGUUUACCUCCUUACAAAUACAUCAACAGUCCAUUUUAUACAAGGUUUAUCUUAAUACAGACAGAAUAUUCAAAAUAAUACAUUGCACAAAUGCAUACAUUUGUACUUGAGUGAAAUAUGUAUUUCAUCAGCAAGAAUUCUGACCCGAGCAGACCGUUUAUGUGUCCAUGAAACACACAAAUUAGUCCUGUGUCUUCAGCAAGAAGAAUGGUGGGAAGAAAAAAAGACCACUGGACCAUUGGUGCGAUCAUUCGAAAUUGGAGGAAAUGGAAGAUAACGUCGCCCAAUAAGCCCCAAUAAGACCAUCCCUACUGUCAAACGUGGAGGUGGAAUCAUUCUGCUUUGGGGUUGUUUCUCUGACCGAAAUGCUUCCUGAGAUGUGGCGACCCUGGUGACCAACUACCAGAAGCAUCCUCUGUUCUUGCCAACGAGGGUUUCUCCACCAGUACUAAGCAAUGUUUUGUAUUGCGAUCAAAUACUUAUUCAUAACCUUUAUUUUUUUCUGCAUGUUUUCUUCUCUCUCUGUUAAAAUAAAGCUACCAGAAAAUGGACUGUUCAUGCAUUUGUAAUGGGGUAAUGGAUCAAAUACAUCAUUUCCCCACUGUAUAUAAAGUAUAUGUACUGUACACUGUACUGUAGCUCACGGUGCACUGAACACAUUUCACAUAGUGCCUUGCAGAGAACAUCAAGGUCAAGCAUGUAAUUACUGCUACUGCAGCAGGCUAUGUUUUUGGAUGAUACUGUAUGGUACUUGCUUUAAGUUAAGCUAUAGGCUUUUGAUCUAGGGCUACCAAAUGUGUUUUGAUGAGUUAUGCAUACAUUUGUCGUCAUCAAGCUAAAUGCUAACCAGUUUCUUUGACAACCAAUCGACAUACAGGACAUGAGGUACAGAAUGUUCAAAAAUACGAUAGUCCGAGGCUUGGUUGCACAGCAUUAUGUUCUACAGAUGUGCUUUUUGAUCAUGGUCUGACCUCUUGAGGAUGCCCCUCUGGAUCCGAGGCAUGAACUUUCCCUGGUGUCAAACCUCAAGGGUAAAUAAUUGAAAAGGACAAGGGUAUGCCUUGGUCUAUCAAGGCACAUGGACCCCUGUGUGUGAUGGGGAACGUUCUCUUAAAGAAUUUACAAGUACCUCUGUGUGUUCUUAAUGGGAGCCAACUCUAAUUAACACAUUCAUAACAUCACCCCCACCACCUUUUUGCUGCAACCAUACCUCCCUUGGGCUUUGGAUGAACUGCAGAAUCCAGGAAGGGACAGACUUUGAUAUUCAAAAAUCCAGUUUUGGCAAACUAGCCAAGCAAAUUCCUUGGUUUAAUUACGUGCUGUGUAUUUCUAAGUAGCUUUUGUAUAGGGGUGUAACGGUAUUUCAUAAUCACGGUUCGGUACGUACGUACCUCGGUUUUAUUUUGGGUACAGUAAGGGAACAAAAUGCAAAACAAAACUGCUUUUGUGAUUUAUUGUAGCUUUAAUGAUUCUACAAAUGAGACAUAAAAACUGCAAACUAGCAGUUCAUUCUCUUAUAAACAAAAUUCUAUAAAAAAAAUAAAAUUAUAAACAUUUUAAAAGUCUGAAAUGCUAUAAAUAGUUUACAAGGUUACGUUCAAGCUUUGGCUUCUCCUUGGCACGAUCACUAGCCAUGACCCCCGCCAGCCAAUGGCUGGGCUGCACUGUAUUUGUUUACCGAGUAGACGCGUGACGCCAUGGACGUUUCCUGUCUCUCGUUUAAUGUGGACCGUGUGGGAAAUCGGUACGGUUCUGUACUAUACUGAAUGUUUUGUACCGAAACAUCGGAUUAGGAAUAUUAUACCUUUACACCCCUACUUUUUAUGUCUUUUGUUUGUGUAUGCUCCUAUAAACUUUUACAAAGUGUGUUUGGGUUUGUGUAUAUAACUUUUGUACAUUUCAAAUAAAAUAUGUCCUUUUUUCGGUUUUAAA
Dunckerocampus dactyliophorus (ringed pipefish) is the source of this 7139-nucleotide messenger RNA. RefSeq names its product GLI family zinc finger 2a (gene gli2a). NCBI's taxonomy places the organism in Eukaryota, Metazoa, Chordata, Actinopteri, Syngnathiformes, Syngnathidae. Gene Ontology annotation, cellular component: nucleus. Gene Ontology annotation, biological process: regulation of transcription by RNA polymerase II; smoothened signaling pathway. Bases 453 to 4967 code for a protein of 1504 amino acids. The transcript is spliced from 14 exons. Gene Ontology annotation, molecular function: DNA-binding transcription factor activity, RNA polymerase II-specific; RNA polymerase II cis-regulatory region sequence-specific DNA binding. The record is from RefSeq and is a predicted model, not a curated record.